UAUAUUUUUUUGUGAUUGAUAGCUUAGAUAUUGCUCUUCAAAAAUCUAUAUUCAAUAGCUAUCCACGAUUGAAUAUGACAAAGAUAGGCAAAAAACAAAAAGGGGGUCGAAACUUAUGAAAUACCCUUUAAUAGUAAAAAAAUCAUAUUUAUUUAAUGCAAUUAAAACGAUAUAAAAAGGAGGCUUGAGUAUUACGCAAAUUAGUCACUACCAAUUCUAUAGAUAUAUAUUAUAUUGACAGGUGAAUGGGAUGGUAAUGAUGCAUCAGAUGAACAAAAUUUUCGUUCGAUUAAAUAGGAAUUUCAGUGAACAUAAUAAUCAAUUAAUUAAUGAUAAUAUUUGGAAGAAAUUGCAAAAUAAAUGUAUGAAGAUCUAUCAAAAGAGCACUUAACCAUUUUCAGAACAAUGUAAUAUUGAAUAUGAAUAUCUAUGUUUAUUAGGCAAUGUUGAUCAACCAUGGAAUUUUACUAAAUAUUGUCCGUGUAUUAAUUUUACACGUAUUGGUGAUGGAAACAUUGGUUGCUAUGGUCAACAAGAUGAACGAAACAUACAGCGAUGUAAAGGUAAAUUCCUUAUAAUGGGUUACAAUUUUUUGUGUCCAACAUCAUUACAAUGUAUUUUUUAUGAAUCACAAUGUAAAGAAGUGAACAUAUGUGAAAAUGGUGAAGAUGAUUUUUAUUUACCAUUUGUUUAUGGUAAUGACGAAUUAGCUGUUAAAUAUCAAGAAAAAAAAACAAUUUGUUUUUAUCCACCAAAUUCUUAUGGUAAUUAUUGUCAAUAUUCAAGUGAUCGAAUAACAAUUUUGACUCAUUUAGAUUUAAAAGAUUAUAAGAUAGAUAAACCCACAACAUUGAAAGUACUAUUAACAUUUUUAUUUAAUAAUCAAGUUAUUGAUAUAAAUCAAUUUUAUAUUCAAACUGUAUUACAAAACAAUGAGAUAAAUUAUAUAAAAGAAAAAAAUUAUUUUGUUUAUCCAUGUAUAAAAGAAUCUAUUGAUUUAAAAAGAAGAUAUCGUCAUGGAUUAUCCAUUUAUUAUGAUUAUUUACCAUCUUAUCAUUUAGCAAAAAUUUUAAAAUUAAAUUCAACAAGAAAUACUAAAUGUUCAAUGUGUGGACAUUGUUAUAGAAUUAUUAAUAAUAAUUAUUCAAUUUAUUGUAAAUGUCAUCAUGUACAUGUUCAAAUAAUUCAAUUUUGUCAUCUUAAUCAAUGUGGUAUUCGAAAUAAUGGUAAACAAAAAUCUUAUUGUUCAUGUUUAUCUGAAUAUUUUGGAUCAAAUUGUUAUUUAAAACAUGAUCAAUGUACAAUAAAUCGAUGUAAAAAUAAUGGUAUUUGUUUUAUUGAUUAUAUAUUAGAUGAUUUUUAUCAAAUAAAAUGUUUAUAUAUAAAAAAUAAAACAUCAAGUCAAAUUCAAGCAAUUGUUGUACAAUAUUAUGAUUUAAAAGAACAGACAUAUGAUAUGCUUAUUCAUCAACAACAAUUGUAUGUAUCAAAUUUUCCAUCAAUUAUUAAAUUUCAUCAUGAUCAAGCAUUUACAUCAGCAUUAUGUUUAAUUCGUAUAUAUAAAGAACAGCAAAAUGAAAAUCAAGAUUUUUUUCUCGUUUAUAGUCGACAAAAUCAAGUUUUUGUAAAUGUAACUACUAGUUUGACAGAAGAAACACAUUAUCGUCAUUCAAUUACUUUACUACAAGGUGAAUAUUUACAACAAUAA
Messenger RNA from Rotaria sp. Silwood2, 1708 nucleotides. Lineage: Eukaryota; Metazoa; Rotifera; Eurotatoria; Philodinida; Philodinidae. The record is from the annotation of a GenBank genome assembly.